Molecule: messenger RNA, 228 nt
Organism: Prunus armeniaca (apricot)
Lineage: Eukaryota; Viridiplantae; Streptophyta; Magnoliopsida; Rosales; Rosaceae
Source: the annotation of a GenBank genome assembly
AUGCGUUCUCGGGCUAACUAUGUGUCCCCUGAGUUCUGCGAGGAUAUGCUUUCUUGGGCUGAUUAUGUGUCCCCCGAGUUCUACGAGGAUAUGUAUUCUUGGGCUGACUACGUGUCCCCCGAGUUUUGCGAGGAUAUGCUUUCUCAGGCUGAUUAUGUGUCCCUCGAGUUCUACGAGAAUAUGCGUUCUCUGGCUGACCACGUGUUCCUGAGUUCUGCGAUGAUGUAA